GCCAGUUUAGUUUCUAUCCAAAUCUUAAGCUGUUAACACAACGUCAAUCAAUGUUUGUAGUAUGAGCGGAGAAAAAUUAGAUGCGAUUAUUUUCGGUGCAACGGGUUAUACGGGACAAAUUGUGGUGGAAGAUGCUAUUGAAAUUUUGAAAGAUUUCAAGUGGGGUAUUGCGGGUAGAAAUGAGACCAAACUCAAAGAAGUAUUGGAAAAAAUAAGUAAACGUACGAAUCGAGAUCUAAGUCAAAUUCCAGUUAUUGUGGCCGAUGUUGGAGAUGAAAAAUCCAUUGAGAAAAUGGCUAAAAUGUGUAGGAUCGUUCUCAACUGUUGCGGGCCCUAUUAUCUUUACGGAGAAAUUGUUGUCAAGGCAUGCGUCGAGGCCGGCACUCAUCAUGUGGACCUGAGCGGUGAGCCACAGUAUAUUUCGGCGAUGCAAUUGAAAUAUCAGGAUUUGGCCCAAUCGAGUGGAUCUUACGUGGUGUCGAACUGUGCUUUUGAAAGUAUUCCAGCCGAGUUGGGUGUUCUAUACGCUGAGAAGAAUUUUCCCGGAACUGUCAACUCUGUUGAGUUGUAUUGUACUCUCGAGCCGAACUAUCAGGAUACCACAUCGAAAGCUCUUCUUAAUAGCGGUACCUGGGACAGUGCCAUCUACAGCAUGCAAUAUGCCCGAGAAAUGUGGAGGUUGGAGAGAAAAUUGAAUAAGGAGAAACUGCCAAGAUUGAGACCCAAGUUGUGGAUGAAACCCUACGCCCAUAAAAUCGAAGGCAGCAAUAAAUACUAUGCUCCCUUUCCCAUCACUGAUCAACCGGUGGUGGAGAGAUCACAGCGAUUGUUUUAUGUUCAAGUUAAUAAAAGGCCCAUACAAUUCCAAAUGUAUAUCGGAUUUAAAUCGCUAUUUUUGGCUAUAGUAUUUCCACUUUUCCUACUGACCAUUGCCCUGAUGGCUCAAUGCGGCUGUACGCGCAAACUUUUGUUCAAAUACCCACAUUUCUUCACACGCGGUACAAUGACCCACGACGGACCAACUGAAGUGAAUCGGAAGGUUAAUGAAUUCAUAUACAUUCUGAAGGCAAAGGGCUGGACAACUGGUACCCCAGAAUCUGAAUCACCAAACAAGGAAGUGACGGUGCGUGCCUCUGGCAAGGACCCCUGUUAUGGUAUCACCAGCACCUGUUUGUUGAUGUGUGCCAAGGUCAUUUUACAGGAACACCAGAAAAUGCCCGGAAAUGGUGGUGUUUAUCCACCUGGUUUUGCAUUUGCCAAAACGCAAUUGCUCGACGAGCUUGGCCGCUGUAAAUCUGGUUUGAAAUUUGAAGUAUUGAAGCAAUAAAACAAAAAUGUUCGAAAAAAAAA
Molecule: messenger RNA, 1350 nt
Organism: Musca domestica (house fly)
Lineage: Eukaryota; Metazoa; Arthropoda; Insecta; Diptera; Muscidae
Product: saccharopine dehydrogenase-like oxidoreductase
Exons: 8
Coding region: 62-1327 (421 amino acids)
Biological process (GO): glycolipid biosynthetic process
Cellular component (GO): mitochondrion; lipid droplet; plasma membrane
Source: RefSeq, a predicted model, not a curated record